Messenger RNA from Drosophila obscura, 898 nucleotides. RefSeq names its product kinetochore protein Spc25-like. The record is from RefSeq and is a predicted model, not a curated record. Bases 1 to 702 code for a protein of 233 amino acids. The transcript has 3 exons. Lineage: Eukaryota; Metazoa; Arthropoda; Insecta; Diptera; Drosophilidae.
AUGGCCGUUUUGAACUCGCGCGAUAUAGAUCCAUCGGACUACCACGGCCGCCUCAAGCAAAUCUUCAGCAACGAAAUCCGACUGCAAAACCGCGAGGCGACCAUCAGCAAACGGAGCUCCAGAUGCCUCAGCAAUCUUAUCGUCGCCAAUGAGGCCAUCGAACGGCAGCAACGCGACUUUGGCAAGCUGCGAAUAGUGUUGAUGAAGCGCAGCCAGGAACUGGAACGUCGAUUCGCCUUGGGAGAGGCAUUGAAGCAGCAGCUCGACGCCACCCGACAGCAUAAUGCGGACAUGCAGGCGCAGCUGUUGCGCCACACGACGGAGGUCAAGCUACGCAGCAACGAGCUGAUGGAAUGCAUGCACACGCUUAAGCAAGCAACGGGUACGUACAUCAACCACGAGGCAUUGCCCGCGCGUCUCAAAGGUAUCAGCGUAGUGCGGGCCAAGGACGGCGCGACCAAGUGGAUACCCUUCGAUCUGGACGGCAACGAAACGAACGGCCUGCACACGCUGUGGCGGUGUCUGCACACCCGCAGCGACAAUGCCAGCAAAUGGCGGCAGCUCCUUUCGGUCCAGGAGGUGGCCAAGACCGCUCCAGUUACCCCAUGCGGCAAUCAGAGAGCGAAAUCGAGGUGCAGCAAUGUUGUGCCGACAUCUAUAAUUGAGAUUGAUCUCACCUCGCCGACAAAUGACGCCUCAUGAUUUCCUGCUAGUCAGGACUUCCGUUUGUGCCUUGAAGGUGGUUUGAUGUGUUUUGCUCGCGCUCCGGAAAAAAAAAAAGGAAAGAACAAAACUUUGGUUCAAAAUUAAAUCCAUCAACACGGAAUACUAGCCGGUUGUUUGUUUAAUCGAGCUUCUUAUAUAAAUAUUGAAUAAAUUUGAAGGAUUACAAUUUUAU